AUGAGCAAAGAACACGAUAUCUGUAGCUACAAAGCGCGCCGCACGUUUCUUGGUAAAGAGUUUGAGAUUCAAUUGUUUGAAGUGGAUGGCGCUGGCAUCACCGCCGUGGCCAUUCAGAUCUCACAAGAACAGGAUUCACCACAAAACUUCUCGCGAGCAUUUUCACGUGCUGAGUUGGAAAAAGCUGGCAUUAAUCGAACUUCAAAGGCUUAUGUUGCUCUCGUUGAUUCCCUUGAGCUGGUUGAAGAUGUAUACUUUACAGGCAAUGACGCAAUAAGCUCGGGACAGAACAUGCUCACUGCGUACCGGUUAUCAUCUAAGCUCCCUGGUAUCAGUUCUCCUCUACCCAUUGUAUCCCACCAUGCAGCUUUAUCGUACUUUGCACGAGCCCCUGUGGGGUUCAGUGCGCGGAAUACCAGCCAAGAAGUGGAAGAGGACAACCUGUUAGUAAACGUGAUAGUGAAAGGAUUGACUGAGUUGUGUCGUGAGAAACCAUCCGGACUAAAUGCUCUUAGAUGGCUCGGAAAUUGGUUUCUCGAACACAAUCCAGCGCAACCACUGGUAAACGCGGACGAUUGA
Molecule: messenger RNA, 579 nt
Organism: Plasmopara halstedii
Lineage: Eukaryota; Oomycota; Peronosporomycetes; Peronosporales; Peronosporaceae
Product: dynein light chain
Exons: 1
Coding region: 1-579 (192 amino acids)
Source: RefSeq, a predicted model, not a curated record